GCCACUGUUGGGGUCAAACACGGAGAACUCGAGCCAGGGUUUUAAUUAGCGAGUUGUUGAAAUUCAUCAAUUAAAAAAGUCGAAUUAGCGAACAUGACACAUGAAGACAUGUGAUUGGCAAGUGAAUCGAUCAAUGACUGUGUGUCAGUGUUCCAAUUAGAAGAUGGAUGCAACGGAGAAGAAGGCGUCGCGCACAGUUCACUUCUCCGAGGACGAGAGCAGCCUGGUUACGGCCACUUAUGGACCAGAGGACCCCUGGUUCACUGACGAAGAAAUCUCUGCUGAGUUCCUCUCAGCCAAAUACACUGAAUCGUGUGCAAAGCAUGGGGUCGAACCAAUACCAAAAGUUCUGGGGCAACUGCAGGAGUUUAAUUACAAGUUAAGCGAUGAUGAAAGGAUUCCGCUCCUUGACCUCAGUGGCACUCAGCUCGAGUACAUGGCGUGUGAAGCCUUGGAGGAAAUUUUAAAAAGAGUUAGAUUCACCAUUCUGGACUUGGAGAAUACUCAAAUUAGUGAAGAAGGAGCUGUUGCUAUGUUUGAGAUGAUAGAGUAUUAUGAGGCUUGUGAAACUGUGAACAUAUCAAGAAACGCCAAGAUACUAGGCAGAGGCUGGCAAGCGUGUUCUCGGAUGAUAAAAAAGACGCAGUGUUUGAAAGAGCUUAUUGCCAAGGAAACUUGCCUGAAGGAGGAAUUCAUUCCCUUCUUGACUCGCUCGCUGAAAAUUGGGACCCAUCUCUCAGUAUUGAAUUUAGAAAGGUGUCAUUUGCAAGGCAAACCUAUAAUUAUGCUAACCAAUGCACUGAGAAUGAAUAGGAGUUUGCAAGAAAUUUACCUUGGAGAAAACCAUUUAGAGUCGACAGACGCUUACAACCUCUCUAACUUGUUGAGUUAUAACACGUGUUUGCAACUACUUGACCUGAGCAACAACAUUAUAGGGGACAAAGGGGCUCAGCACAUAUGCCAGCGGUUGUCGGGCAACAUUUAUGCCCCUAGCCAGCCGGACUCGCCCUCUAGUCCAGGCGACGACAAGACAGGGUUAAAAGUGCUGGUCAUGUGGAACAAUUGCCUCACACAGUCCAGUGGUCUGCACUUUUCCAAGCUGCUGGAAGUUAACAACGACAUAGAGAUAUUAAACGUCGGGCAUAACAAUUUAACUGACUUUUGGCUUCAAGGCUUGAAAGAGCCUCUCAGACAAAACACGGGACUUUCUCGCUUAGGACUGCAGUCGACCAAGUUAACUUGUACUUCAGCCAAAGACUUGAGUUAUGUUUUUGAGCAUAACAGGACUCUCCAUAGGGUAGAUUUAAGAGACAAUCAGUUUAAGGCUGACGGACUUCAGAGCAUGUAUAAAGGCUUGGAACACAAUGAAAGUAUGACUCAGUUGGACCUGGAUCAAAAUCCAACUUACUUAGAAUCAGAAGACUUGACUCAUUACCAGGCAGCAUUGAACUCCAUAAACGAGCAGCUCAAGCUCAACUCGGAAAAACGCCCACCCAACAGCUAUGCCACAAGAUUGCCACUGAACGUGGGACUGAAUUCAAGAAAGAUUUCCCUCACUUGUGAAAUCAAAAUCCCUCAAACGGUGCCCAAGAAGUCUCUCACGUGUGGAAGACUGCGUUCGCCGGCGCCAAGUCCAACGCCAAGUCCAAUCAUGAGCCCUAUUCCCAGUCCAGGAAAAUCCAGGUUUUCCGUCUCGAGAGUUGCAGAUCCGUCGCCAGCAGUUGUUCCUGAAGUCAGAUCUAGGUUUUCAAUAACUCCUGUCACAGAUAUUCCCAAAAUCAUUUUACCCGAAGAUUCUAAAGUUACGGUCGGGUUCCAAGUUUCGCCACACUCGGGCUUGUCCAACAGUCCUGGAGUUUUCCAGUUUGAGCAGGACACGAACAGCAACCGGAGCUUGAGUGAGCAGAUCGAGAACGAAAUCAACAAGAACAUUAACAACAACGAGAGUGUUGAUUGCGACGAUGAAGUGGAGCAGAUCACCUCCAAGAUUGAGCACGAGAGAGAUGAAAGUCAGAAGAGAGAGGCAGAAGAUUCCAUCAUCUUAGACGUGAAGCCGAAGGAAGAGGAUAAAUUUGACAUCAUCACGGAGAUGAAUCCAGCGUACCUGGACAGUGUCAACACGGACUCUGCACAUUUGAAAGCUGAGAAACAACAAAUGAGCAUUUCACAGACUUUCCCACCGCGAAUCACCGAACCUCGGAAGUUGAAGGAGAAUGCUCACAAUUAUUCAAAUACAGACAACACGCAGAUUUCCAAAUCCGAAUCCAAGUCAACACUGCAAAGUUUGUUUGCACUCUUCCAAAGCCCCUCUCUUAGUUUCACUUCAACCGCGUCGGCUUUUUAUGCCAAAACUGAAGCUAAAAUGUCGCAAAUUGUCCCCAGUCUCAGUUCAAUCUCUUUGGGCUACGAACCGUUCAAGUUUUCUUCCAAGCCCGAAAAGUCACAUUCGAAUCCCAAAAUGCAUUUACCUGGAGAAUUAUUAUGUUCAAACGAAAGGCAUUUAGAGUCCGGGGGAUUGACCAAUCCGCUCUUAGAUAGUACAAACUCCGAAAAUCAACCCGCCUCGACCAGUGACAAGGAAAACACUCUAGAAAUCAGCUCCAGCAAAAAGAAGAAGAGCAAGAAGAAAACCAAAGAGGAGUCGUACUGGGACUUUGGAGAAGACCCUCCAGAGUCAGUACCUGGCACUUCUGACGUCGCGACUUAAUUUAAUUAAUCCUACUGAGCUAUGUGAAUUCCGAAGAAAAAAAUCGUACUGCAGGAGAGUAGCAAGCUAAAUACCUGACAAAAUGCAGUGAGGAGCGGUGGCCUUUGAGGAGAAUUAAACUUCUUUUCCUCGACUGCUUUCAUUGACAAGAAAGAAAUGACGAUUCCCGUGCGCGUGACACUUGAUUUCAGAAAUCACGUUUUCCCGUCUCGGUAGGAACUGUCGUACUCCGAAUCUAGGGUUGUGACACAUUUCGAGCUCAAAUAUUCGGAACGUCGCGGCGGCAGCAUAUUGUUGUUUUUUGCUUGCCGCACGUUUGUCUAUGAUAAUGUGCCAUUUUAGGAAUACUUACUUAAUACGAGGGCGUCUUUUGGCCCCGACAGUUUUUAAAAGACCGGCUGUGGCAGUUCCUACGCGAGAGAGUUUCUUAAGUUGUAGAAUAUUAUAUUCUUUGUCCAGUCGUAACUUGUCCACGCGCGCCAUGCACACACACACACUGAGAGAUACUGAGCCCUUCACUACAUUUCUCCUUGAGAAACAUAAAAGGGAAUAAGCUUCUUGUAACUCGCAAACCGUACUCUACAAAUUUAAAGUGUUCAAUGUUUUACAAGAAAUAACUUCGAGCCACGCACUCGACUGUUAUCACUAAAAAGUAAUUCAUAUUUGCUGGUUAACAUAAUUAAUAUUGUGUAUAUUGACAAGAGAGAGACUUGUUUAAUAACAAUGUGUAAUAUUGAAUGUAACGCUGGCUGUUACCCUCCAAAAAAAAACACGUCAUUUGCGGAAAGAGUUGAAACGGCGAAUAAUAGGUUAUUGAUGGUUGUGCUAUCAAGCAGCAAACUCCGGAUGGAAAAUAUGCUGUUGCGAGAAAGUAAUCAGAUGAAAAAAUGUAACUUAUUAAAAUUUGCAUGACGUCAAUCAAAAAAAGAAUGCAAGUACAACAGAACGACAUCGCAAUUCAGUCAGAGGAUGCAAAGAAACUUAAUCAGGGGAGACGCUGCUGCAUCUUAUUCAAUUUGAAAUAUUAUUAUGUUUGUGAUAAUGUUUGAUGGGGUGAUUAUUUUUCCAUCCUCAGAAAAAAAUACACACGGCACACAUAAAAAAUUGUAAAUAACGCUGAGGAUUGAUCUUAAGGCAGCAAAAUUUGAAAAAUUUUGUAUCUUGAUUUGCAAUCAUUUAAUAUUUUUUCCCUUAGAAUUCUGUUUUCCGUUUAGUUUGUCUAAUGUUAAUAAUUAUAUAUAUUAUACAAUAAUAUUGUUAGUUAGCUCACCUAGAAAAACCAAUUGUGAUAUCAGAUACACUACUUCUUUAAACUGCUAUCCGGAGUGUAGAAAUUGGCAAGAAGUCCCUCGACCAGCCGGUUAUAGUAAAUGAUAGGGAUGUAAAUAUAUUUUCAUAUAGCACCAUCCUCCUAGAUUGUAGUCCUUGCGAAACCCUUGUGUGAUUAUUUAGGAAAUCCCUCUUACUCUCACCAAAUAUAUUUUUAUAUAGACAUUUUAGAGCUGAUCGUGGGACUUUUUGCCUGCUCGAGGAUCCAGUGACACAAACACUACUUUCAGUGAUAGAAAAAAAAACUGUUUAAUUACUUUCCCCCAAAAUUUUAGACACCACCCGUUUGUGAUAUAAAUACGCUAUCAAAAGCUAUUACUUCUCUCUUUGGAAUUCAUCUUGAAAUACCAACAUUGGCCUCAAAUCUGCUGCACCUCUAACAAUUUCGCAAAAAUCAAAAUUCAAUCCUUUGAACACUCUGUUGAUGUUGAAAAGUGUUGAUGGGCAUGAGAUAAAAAAAAAUGUUCUGGCAUGGCAGAAAGAAAGUUGGGAAAGGUGUAGUAUUUUAUAACAUGUUAUAUACUGACAAAACUAAAACAUACGCUUCGUCAACUUAAAUUAAUGAUAAAUAUUCUCCCACCUUUGACCUUCACCACUUCAUACGGAUAAAUAUUAAAAUUCUUUCUUAAGAAAUCAUAAGGUUGAAAAGGACUUUAUACACACAAAACAGUUACUGUAUUCUGGAACUAAUUUAAAGUAUUUUUCGUCACCACUGCCAGACCAAUAUUGAAGUAAUUAUUAAAAAUAUUAAGUUGACUUUUUGAAAAAAUGUACAUUUCUAUUGAUAAAGUUUAAAGUUGAAUGGAGCCACCAACAGACUAUAAUAGUAAAUAUAAUUCCGAAAUUCGUUCCGUGCAACUUUGCUGCUCAGGGUUGAAAUUAAAUGUAAAGAGGUGCUCCAUUCGAGCUUCUCUAAUUUUUUUUUUGUAAGUAUAGUUUUCGUUUUGGAUUUUGUUGUCAUGUGAAAUGGCCAAAGUCAUGAAUAAUGCCAUUUAAUAUUUUAUUUUGUGAUUUUUCUUAAUCGUUUUUUUUUUUU
This is a messenger RNA of Neocloeon triangulifer, 5072 nucleotides long. Its product is annotated as protein phosphatase 1 regulatory subunit 37. Lineage: Eukaryota; Metazoa; Arthropoda; Insecta; Ephemeroptera; Baetidae. The record is from RefSeq and is a predicted model, not a curated record. The coding region runs from base 164 to 2707 and encodes 847 amino acids. The transcript has 10 exons. Gene Ontology annotation, molecular function: protein binding.